Messenger RNA from Hemiscyllium ocellatum (epaulette shark), 11492 nucleotides. It is a transcript of the gene itpr2, whose product is annotated as inositol 1,4,5-trisphosphate receptor, type 2. Gene Ontology annotation, biological process: calcium ion transmembrane transport. The transcript is spliced from 57 exons. Gene Ontology annotation, molecular function: inositol 1,4,5 trisphosphate binding; inositol 1,4,5-trisphosphate-gated calcium channel activity. The record is from RefSeq and is a predicted model, not a curated record. The coding region runs from base 254 to 8374 and encodes 2706 amino acids. Gene Ontology annotation, cellular component: endoplasmic reticulum; membrane. Lineage: Eukaryota; Metazoa; Chordata; Chondrichthyes; Orectolobiformes; Hemiscylliidae.
UUGUUUCUGCUCUGGGCUGAGUUCACAGAAAGAGAGAGAGAGAGAGAGAGAGAGAGAGAGUGUGUGUGAGAGUAAGAGUAAGAGUAAGAGAGAGAGAGAGUGAGUGUAAGAGAGUGAGUGUGAGUGAGAGAGUGUAUGUGUAUGUGAGAGAGUUAGAGGGAGACAGCCAAGUCCUGUUGCGGCUCUCCUCCUCUCUGGUGUGUCCAGUCACAGGGCUGGGAGCAGAGUCCUUCAGCCUCAGUAAGAUGAGAUAAUGGAGAAACUGUCCAGCUUCCUCCACAUUGGGGACAUCGUGUCCCUGUAUGCCGAAGGGACUGUCAAUGGCUUCAUCAGCACACUGGGGCUGGUGGAUGACAGAUGUGUGGUUCAACCAGAAGCAGGCGAUCUGGCCAAUCCGCCAAAGAAAUUCCGAGACUGCCUUUUCAAGGUGUGCCCCAUGAACAGGUACUCAGCGCAGAAACAGUUCUGGAAAGCAAAGCAGUCGAAACAAGGCAAUACCGAAGCUGCACUGCUGGGCAAGUUGCAGCAAGCAGCAGAACUGGAGCAGAAACAGAAUGAGAUUGAGAACAGGAAACUGCUGGGGGAGGUGGUGAAGUACAGCAAUGUCAUUCAGUUACUGCACAUUAAAAGCAACAAGUACCUCACAGUCAACAAGAGGUUACCAGCCCUCCUGGAGAAAAACGCAAUGCGGGUCUCCUUGGACAUUUCUGGCAAUGAGGGCUCCUGGUUCUACAUUCAGCCUUUUUGGAAGCUGAGGAGCGAGGGUGACAAUGUGGUGGUGGGCGAUAAAGUGGUCUUAAAUCCAGUCAACGCUGGACAGCCACUACACGCCAGUAAUCAGGAGUUACUGGAUAACCCUGGCUGUAAGGAGGUGAACGCAGUGAAUUGUAACACAAGCUGGAAGAUUGCUCUGUUCAUGAAACACAGCGAUUAUCGGGAUGACGUUCUGAAAGGGGGUGACGUGGUGAGGCUUUUCCAUGCGGAACAGGAGAAGUUCCUCACCUGUGAUGAGUACAAGAAACAGCAGCACAUCUUCCUGAGGACCACACUGAGACAGUCAGCCACCUCCGCCACCAGCUCCAAAGCACUGUGGGAGAUUGAGGUGGUGCAUCAUGACCCGUGUCGAAGUGGAGCCGGGCACUGGAACAGCCUGUUUAGGUUCAAGCAUCUAGCGACAGGGAAUUACUUGGCUGCUGAGGUGAAUCCGGACUAUCAGCACGAUCAACUAGACUCCAAGGGAGUGAGUGAAGGGGAUGUGUUACCGGCUAAAAACAAACGGCAGUUGGUGGAGAAGAUCAUGUACACGCUGGUGUCGGUGCCCCACGGAAAUGAUAUUGCGUCGCUCUUCGAGCUCGACACCACCACCCUCCAGAGAGCUGACUCCCUGGUCCCCAGGAACUCCUACGUGAGGUUAAGACAUCUUUGCACUAACACCUGGGUCACCAGCAGUAAUAUCCCUAUAGAUACCGAUGAGGAACGGCCAGUCAUGCUGAAGAUUGGAACAUGUCCAACCAAAGAAGACAAGGAGGCAUUUGCCAUUGUCUCUGUGCCUCUUUCAGAAGUCCGAGACUUGGACUUUGCCAACGAUGCCAGCAAGGUGCUUUAUGCAACAGUCCAGAAGUUGGAGGAUGGCUCCAUCACACAGAAUGAAAGAAGGUUUGUGACAAAGCUGUUGGAAGAUUUGGUUUUCUUUGUCGCUUAUGUGCCCAGCAAUGGUCAAGAUGUCUUGGAUGUGGUGAUCACAAAACCGAACCGGGAGAGACAGAAGUUAAUGAGGGAACAGAAUAUCUUGAAACAGAUCUUUGGGAUUUUGAGGGUCCCUUUCAUAGACAAAGGGGAAGGGCCAAUGCUGAGACUGGAAGACCUGGGAGAUCAGAGAUACGCUCCAUAUCGGUACAUAUUACGCCUCUGUUACCGAGUGCUGCGGCACUCGCAGCAGGAUUAUAGGAAGAAUCAGGAGUACAUUGCGAAGAUGUUUGGCAUCAUGCAGUCACAGAUUGGAUACGAUGUGUUGGCAGAGGACACCAUCACAGCCUUACUGCACAACAACAGGAAGCUGCUGGAGAAGCACAUCACAGCCAAGGAGAUUGAAACCUUUGUCAAGCUUCUGCGGAGGAACAGGGAGCCCAGGUUCCUGGAUUACUUGGCAGACCUAUGUGUGUCGAACAACAUUGCUAUCCCUGUCACCCAGGAACUGAUCUGCAAAUUCAUGUUAAAUGCUUCCAACGCUGACAUCCUCAUUCAAACCAAGCUGUUAUCAAACCGUGGGGACUUGAGUAUUGAAAAUUCCUUGCUUGAAGAUGAUGUCGAUGAGGAUGAAGUUUGGUUGUACUGGAUUGAUGGAGACAAGGAACCACAUGGCAAAUCCAUCCGGCAUCUGGCUCAGGAAGCAAAGGAGGGGAAUAAGGAAGAUCAGGACAUUUUAACCUACUACAGGUACCAGCUGAACCUUUUUGCGAGAAUGUGCCUCGAUCGUCAGUACCUUGCCAUCGACCAGAUCUCGUCGCAGCUCGGCAUAGACCUCAUCCUGCGGUGCAUGUCGGAUGAGAAUCUCCCUUACGAUCUGCGGGCAUCUUUCUGCAGGCUGAUGCUGCACAUGCACGUGGACCGCGACCCACAGGAGUCUGUCACCCCAGUGAAAUACGCAAGGCUCUGGACUGAAAUCCCGACCAAGAUUACAAUUCAUGAGUAUGACUCACUGACGGACACCUCCCGUGACGAUAAAAAGAACAAGUUUGCCCUUACGGUGGAUUUUGUGGAGGAGUACCUUAAUGAUGUCGUGACUCAGCCGUUUCCGUUCGGAGACAAGGAAAAGAACAAGCUCACUUUUGUGGUGGUGAACCUGGCUCGGAACCUAAUCUACUUUGGGUUCUACAGCUUUCGGGAGCUUCUGAGGCUAACGCGAACGCUGUUGGCUAUCCUGGACUGCGUCCAGAAUCCGACACCGUCAUAUUUGGAGCGACUCAGCAAGUUUCAGGAUGGAGGGAAUAACGUGAUGCGGACGAUUCACGGAGUGGGCGAGAUGAUGACACAGAUGGUGUUGAGUCGAGGCUCCCUCCUCCCCGGGGUUCUUCCGGAGAGUAACGAAGGCCAUAUCCGAAGCGUGCCAGGGAAACCGCCGCACGCCCUGGACAACGAGGACGUGACGGUCAUGGAUACGAAGCUGAAAAUCAUCGAGAUCCUGCAGUUCAUCCUCAGUGUCAGGCUGGACUAUCGCAUCUCCUACAUGCUGUCGAUUUACAAGAAAGAAUUUGGAGAGAACAAUUCGGUUGACUCCUCAGCGGGUUUACUGACGGAAACCACAGUACCAGACCUUGAGGGCAUUGGUGAACAGGCUGAGACGAUGUUUGCAGGAAGCCAAGAAAAAAACCCAGUGGAGCUGGAUGAUGAAGGAGGGCGAACGUUUUUGCGAGUGCUCAUACACCUGAUUAAACACGAUUAUCCCCCACUCGUGUCUGGUGCCUUACAGCUCCUCUUUAAACACUUCAGUCAGAGAGCAGAGCUCCUUCAGGCCUUUAAACAGGUCCAGUUGCUGGUUUCCUCUCAGGAUGUGGACAAUUACAAACAAAUUAAAGCAGACCUGGACUUGUUGCGAUUAACGGUGGAGAAAUCCGAACUGUGGGUGGAAAAGCGAGGAAGUUACGGCAGCAGUGAGACCCAAACUGAAGGAGCAGAUGAUGCCAAAGCUGAGGAUUCUGGAAUUCUGAGUCCUGUGCAAGAUGGCAACAAGAAACCACAAAUUGACAGCAACAGCAGCAACAACUACAGGGUUGUGAAAGAGAUCUUGAUCCGGCUCAGUAAACUGUGUGUACAGAGCAUGAGGCGGAGCAGGAGUCAGCAGCAACGCUUACUGAAGAACAUGGGAGCUCACACCGCCGUGUUGGACCUUCUGCAAAUCCCCUACGACAAGACGGACAGCAAAAUGAACGAAAUCAUGAACCUGGCCCAUGGCUUUGUGCAGAAUUUUUGUGCGGGAAAUCCGCAGAAUCAGGCCCUCCUCCAUAAACACCUCAACUUGUUCCUUACGCCUGGUCUCCUGGAAGCUGAAACUGUGCGACACAUUUUUCUGAACAACUACCACCUCUGCAAUGAAAUCAGCGAGAGGGUGGUCCAGCAUUUUGUGCACUGCAUCGAGACACACGGUCGACACGUACUGUACCUGAAGUUCUUACAGACCAUUGUCAAAGCAGAUGGAAAGUAUGUGAAGAAGUGUCAAGAUAUGGUCAUGACUGAGCUGGCUAAUGGGGGAGAGGACGUGCUGGUGUUUUACAACGACCGGGCAUCGUUCCCUCACCUUCUCCAAAUGAUGGCCUCCGAACAUGACCGCAGUGAUGAAAACGGAGCCCUCAACUACCACAUCACCCUGGUCGAGCUGCUCGCUGCCUGCACCGAGGGCAAGAAUGUGUACACGGAAAUCAAGUGCAAUUCCCUCCUCCCCUUGGACGACAUUGUGAGGGUGGUAACGCACGAGGACUGCAUCCCUGAGGUGAAAAGAGCAUAUGUUAAUUUUGUGAAUCAUUGUUACGUGGACACAGAGGUGGAGAUGAAAGAGAUUUACACCAGCAACCACAUCUGGAAACUCUUUGAGAAUUUUGUUGUUGACAUGGUUCGGGUUUGCAACACUACAACGGACAGGAAACAUGCCGAUACUGCGUUGGAGAAAUACAUGACAGACACAGUAAUGAGUAUCAUCAGUGGCUUCUUCAGCUCCCCAUUCUCUGAUAACAGCACCAGUCUACAAACACACCAGCCAAUAUUUAUUCAACUGCUACAGUCUGCCUUUCGAAUUUACAACUGCACUUGGCCAAAUCCAUCGCAGAAGUCUUCAGUGGAGUCUUGUAUUAAGACCUUGGCUGAAGUUGCCAAGAGCCGAGCGAUAGCAAUUCCUGUCGACCUGGACAGCCAAGUGAACACCCUGUUUAUGAAGACCCACUCCAACAUGGUACAGAAGGCUGCAAUUGGCUGGCGAAUGUCUGCCCGUAGUGCACCACGCUAUAAAGACCCAAUCGGUGGAUCACCCUUGGACUACAGGAAUAUUAUAGAGAAGUUGCAGGAUAUAGUGUCCACCCUUGAGCAACAAUUCCAGCCUAUGGUGCACGCUGAGUUCUCGUUGCUGGUUGACGUCCUCCAUAGCCCAGAGCUGCUUUUCCCAGACGGAAGUGACGCUCAGUUGAGAUGUGAAAGUGGAGCCUUCAUGAGCAAAUUGAUUAAUCAUUCCAAAAAGCUGAUGGAUAAAGAGGAGAAACUCUGCAUUAAAAUUCUUCAAACGCUGAGAGAAAUGCUCAAUCGGAAGGAUGACUUUGGAGAAAAGGGCACGGUUUUAAGAAAGAUCCUUCUGAAUCGCUAUUUUGGGAACCUUCGCAGCGUCUAUAAAGGAGAUAGUCACAGUCACAGUCACAGCAGCAGCAUCAAUCCCCCACUACAGACAGGGAGUUAUUCCAAGUCUGCACAACCUGGAGGCAGCAGUUCAUUUGAUUCGGACAAGUGUGGGGUCUCCGUGUUUGAGAUCCAGUGUCACCUUGACCGGGCUGGGGCCUCGGAACUGGUCACCGACCUCAUCACCAACACGAAGAACUCCAGGAUCUUCGAAGAGAGCAUCAUGCUGGGCAUCGCGUUGCUGGAGGGAGGAAACACCCAGAUCCAGCAUUCGUUCCACCGGCAACUCAACGAGCUGAAGAAAUCGGAGAAGUUCUUCAAAGUCUUGUACGAUCGCAUGAAACUGGCCCAACAGGAGAUAAGGGCAACAGUAUCUGUCAACACCAAUGACCUGAGCUGCAAGAAGAAAGAGGAUGAUUAUGAUGUCAUGCCUCCUGUCAACAGGAGAAGAGUGAAAGAUUCAUCGUAUCACCUGAAGGAGGGAGUGAAAGGGCAACUGGCAGAGGCCUCAGUUGCCACGCACAAAGCCUACUAUAUGUACAGAAGGGAGAUGGAUCCCGAGGCUGAUCUGGUGCCGGUGGGGAGUGAGGGCAUCGUGUCAGAAGAGAAAUCUGGUGAGGAAGAGGCCAUGAGUCCUGCGAUCGCUAUCAUGGAGCCCAUUCUCCGGUUCCUGCAGCUACUCUGUGAGAACCAUAACACAGAGCUUCAGAAUUUUCUACGGCACCAAAACAACAAAACUAAUUAUAACUUGGUGUGUGAAACGCUGCAGUUUAUGGACUGUAUCUGCGGCAGUACCACAGGAGGGCUCGGCUUGCUGGGACUCUACAUUAACGAGAAAAAUGUCUCGCUCGUCAACCAGACUUUGGAGACGCUGACUGAAUAUUGCCAGGGACCUUGCCACGAGAAUCAGACCUGCAUCACAACCCAUGAAUGUAAUGGAAUCGAUAUCAUUAUCGCACUCAUCCUCAAUGACAUUAACCCUCUCGGAAAGUACCGAAUUGACCUUGUCUUACGACUGAAGAACAAUGCUUCUAAGCUUUUACUUGCCAUCAUGGAAAGCAGACACGAUAGUGAAAAUGCAGAAAGAAUUCUAUACAACAUGCGACCUAAAGAAUUGGUUGAUGUUAUAAAGAAUGCUUACAGUCAAGGUGAGGAGGUUGAUAACGACGAAACUUCAGAGGAAUGUAUCUCACCGAAGGAUGUUGGCCAUAACAUUUAUAUAUUAGCUCAUCAGCUUUCACAACACAACAAGCUGCUGCAACAGAAGCUCAAACCAGGUUCAGAGCCUCAGGACAAAGGCAAUGAAGCUGUGACAUAUUAUGCUAAUCACACUGCGCAGAUUGAGAUCGUGCGGCAUGACCGAACCAUGGAGAAAAUAGUCUUCCCUGUGCCCAGUAUCUGUGAAUAUCUCACACGCGAGUCCAAGUGUAAGGUGUUUAACACCACAGAGCGAGAUGAGCAGGGCAGCAAAGUCAACGAUUUCUUCCAACAGACUGAGGACCUUUACAAUGAAAUGAUUUGGCAGAAGAAGAUUAAAAAUAAUCCAGGCUUGUUCUGGUUCUCGAAGAACAUAUCACUGUGGGGGACCAUUUCAUUCAAUUUUGCAGUAUUUAUCAACCUAGCCGUCGCACUUUUCUAUCCCUUUGGGGAUGAUGGCGAUGAGGGUACCAUCUCUCCACUGUUUUCACUGUUGCUCUGGGUAGUGGUGAUUGUUUGCACUGUUUUACUUAUACUUCUGCCGAAACCUCAUGGAAUAAGACUGUUUAUUGUAUCUGUAAUGUUCCGGUCCAUAUACACGAUUGGUCUCGGCCCCACACUCAUACUCUUGGGUGCUCUCAAUCUGUGCAAUAAGAUAGUGUUCUUGGUCAGUUUUGUUGGAAAUCGUGGAACGUUCACCCGUGGUUAUAAAGCGGUGGUCAUGGACGUGGAGUUUUUGUACCAUGUGACCUACGUGGUGGUCUGCAUGCUUGGCCUGUUUGCUCAUGAAUUCUUCUACAGUUUCCUGUUGUUUGACAUAGUCUACAGGGAAGAGACGUUGCUUAAUGUCAUAAAGAGUGUCACGAGAAAUGGUCGCUCCAUUAUUCUGACAGCAGUGUUGGCUCUGAUCCUUGUCUACCUGUUCUCCAUUGUGGGAUUCCUCUUCCUGCAAGAUGACUUCAUUAUGGAGGUGGACCGACUGGAGAAGAACAAGACACCUCUAACAGCACAAGAAAAUCUCUACGGCUCACCCCUGAACAAUAAGGAAGAUGUGUGUCGGGAGAAUUGCCCCAUGUUACCUAAUGCAGCUGGAGGCCAAGAGGAUGACACAAGUUCCGAACAGACUUGUGACACUCUGCUCAUGUGCAUCAUUACAGUAUUAAACCAGGGGUUGAGAAAUGGGGGUGGAGUCGGUGAUGUCCUGAGAAAACCGUCAAAGAACGAGCCAUUGUUUGUCGCACGUGUCAUCUAUGAUCUCCUGUUUUUCUUCGUCGUCAUCAUCAUCGUCUUGAACCUGAUCUUUGGUGUUAUCAUCGACACGUUUGCUGACUUGAGGAGUGAGAAACAGAAGAAAGAGGAGAUCCUGAAGACCACUUGUUUUAUCUGUGGGCUUGAAAGAGACAAGUUUGAUAACAAGACGGUUUCUUUUGAAGAGCACAUCAAGGUUGAACACAAUAUGUGGUAUUAUUUAUAUUUCAUCGUCUUAAUCAAAGUCAAAGAUCCGACUGAGUACACUGGACCUGAAAGUUACGUGGCGCAAAUGAUCAGGGAGAAGAACCUGGAUUGGUUCCCCCGGAUGCGUGCCAUAUCAUUGGUCAACAACGAAGGUGAUAGCGAACAGAACGAAAUCCGAAGUUUGCAGGAUAAGUUGGAGUCAACCAUGAACCUGGUGAUGCAACUAUCCAGCCAGCUGUCCGAGCUGAAGGAACAGAUGACCGAGCAACGAAAGAACAAGCAACGCCUGGGCUUUCUGGGGCCAAACACACCUCAGCUGAACCAUCACGUCGCUGCACCACAUUGAGGGCCAAUGGGACAUUGACGUUUGGAACACAAUUCCACCAGAUUGCAUUCUGGGGGCAAAUAAGGUUGUCGUUGAGACACCAGCUCCAUUUAGAAGAAAAAUACCUUAAAUAACUGGAUUUGAAGCCAUUUGGAAAGUUCGACAUGGCCUAACUUAUUAUCUAUCGUGGUGAUGUUGUCCACAACUUCCAAACAUUGCCUUCCUACUGGUGCAUUCCUGCCAGCCAGCUUCCCUAGCAUUCCAUUUGUCUUCCUCAUGAUCCUAAUCCGCCUCCCACACUUCACAUCCACCAUCAAAAUACUCAAUGUUGUUGUCUCACUCCUGAUUGCAAGAUUGUGGAAUUAUUUUUUGUUUAUUAAUCCAUGUGGGCAUCAUUGGCUAAACCAAUAUAAUUUGCCCAGAUGGCAUUUAAGAGCUAACCACGUUGCUAUGGGUCUGGAGUCACAUGUAGGCCAGACGAAGUAGGACAGCAGAUUCCCUUCCCUAUAAGAACAUUAAUGAAUCAGGGUUUUUUUGUCAUCAUUACCAUUUUCUUUUAAUUCCAGAUCUUUGAGUUCAAAUUCAACCAUCUGUGAUGAUCAGAUUUUAACCUGGGUCCCCAGCUUACUAAUCCAUGACAAUACCACUAUACCAUCGACUCUGUUUAUUCGUUCUCGGGAUGUGGGCAUUGGCAACAUUUAUCUCCCAUUCCUGGUUCCCUUUAAGAAGGUGGUAGUGGCCAUCCUCUCAAAUUCAUUGUGUGUAGCAGUAGUAGCCUUCAAAGAAAUGUAAAGGAUUUUGACUCUAUAAUAAUGAAUGGACAAUAGCAUAUGACCAAGCCAUGAUGGUGUGAGAAAACUGGGGAAGGGGAACUCUGCAGUGUCCUUGCUUUUAGUAACUGCAGCAGAUCACAGUUUCAGGUGAAGCUUUGGCAAGACGCUGUGGUGUAUUCUGUAUGUGUAGGUGAUACAUUCACAUUGCAUGGUUGUGAAAGAUGAAGCCAAAGGUUAAGGUGCCAGUCAAUGUUGCUCUGCUGUGGUAGGUAUUAAGCUUCUUGUGUUGCUGCUACUACUGUCAUCCAAUCAAAUGGAAAGAAUGCUACCAUAUACUUUAUCCUGUAUCUCCUUGGUGCUGCAGUUAUUUUAGGGAAUUGGCAGGUUAACUGUUUCCCACUGAACUCCCUGUCUCUGAUCUGCUCUGGUAGCGAUGACAUUGAUGUGAUUGGCCAGUCGAACCUCUGCCUGACUGCCUGGAUGUUGAUGGGCGGGGGGUGGGCUUCAGUAGCAGUGAUGCCUUUGAAUGUCAGGGAUGGUUGUUAGAUUCGCUCUUCUUGAAGAUGGUGAUUGCAUGGCCCUAGGGUGGUAUGUUAUUCCUUAUCAAUUAUUGUCCCAAACCUGAGAGUGUUAGGGCAUUGCUGUAGAUAGACAUGAGCUGUGUCAGUGUCUGAGGAAUGGCAUUCAGUACUGAACAUUUGUGCGAUCAUCAGUAAAGGGGUUUUUUAAUGAAUUAAUUGGAGAUAGGUGAAUCUCCUGCAGCAAUAUUCAAGAACUAGGAUGAUUCACCUCCAACAACCAUUGUACCAGGUGUAAUCCAACCUAUUGAGAGUUUACCCCCCUGAUCCAGUUUUGCUAGGCUGUUUGAGCCCACACUCAGUCAAACGUAGCCUUGAUGUCAAGGGCCAUUGCUGUCAUCUCACCUCCAGAGUCCGGUUUCUUUGGCCAUCUUUGGACCAAGAUUAUCGUGAAAUCAGGAGUCAGAUAGUCCUGUCAGAUUCCUUCCAUCAUUUUUGAACAUCUGUCAGAGGGGUAUUCUCUCUGCAUUCAGUUUCACAAAUUUACCUGAUCCUUCCUACUUGCCAUAAAUGCCAUGUACUGUCACAGGAUCAGUAUACACUUUCUUCACAGUUGUUGUGCUGAGUGGCUUGGUGGGGGGUGGGAAUCUUGCAGGGUGUGGGGUUCCCAUAUAUCUGUUGCCUUUGUCUUUCUAGCUGGUGGUGAUUGUUGGUUUGGAAGGUGCUGUCUAAGGAGCUUUGGAUUCCUAUCGUGUAGAUAUUACAUACUGCUGCUCCGGGGCAUCAGUGAUGGAGAGUGAGUGUUGAAAGUGGGGGGUUUAAUGGGAAAUGAGUUUUUCCUGGAUGGUGUCGAGCUGCUUGAGUGUUGUUGGCUUUGUACUUAUGUAGACAAAUGGGGAGUAUUUCUUGCGCUUUGUAGAAUUCCAGCAGGAUUCCUAGUCUGUGCGGUCAAUUUGUGAUUUUACAUUGUGUCUGUCGAAAAGGUUGGGUUAAUUGAGUUAAAGUGUAAAUCGGCAAUCUUCAGGGUCCUGCAGCCGACUUGUGAACUUCAAGUCCGGACUCUGCAUUGCACAUCCUGCAGUGAAUUGUGAGACAAUACUGAGUAUUUUAGCCAGAGUCAGUGGAGUCCAUGCACCAGUCACACGUUGCCAAAUAUUUGAUUCCUGGGGGCAACUGGAACAAAACAAAAUGAGUAAUUUCAACCAAUGUGUGAUUCCACAUGAUGUAUAUUUGAACUGUGGUGGAAAGCCUAUAUUGUGAGCUAAACUGGUUUGAUUCAAGAGGAGAGAGAGGCAAGUCAAAGCAAUAACAAAGAAUGUUUCAUACUCUGGGAAUGAAGAACGUAUCCAGUUUGGGAUUAUCCAGAAUGCUGGGAAUUACACUGCCAAGUUCCCGGCUACACAUCUUGACUAAAGUCACUUUUGUUUUCUUAAAACCACUUUUGAAUGUAUCUAACCUUUUGAGGUUUAACUUGCAAAGGUACUAAAGCAGAAAAAGUAUUUUUUAUGCUCUGAACCAAUUGUACUACAAAGGGUGUAUGACAUUUAAAGGUUGAAUUUGUACAUUAAUGGUGGUAAUCAUGGAGAUAUUUUGCUGCACCAAGAAGCUGAAAUGGUUUGAUUUUUUUCUUUUUUUAAAAAAAUGUGGUAUUUAUAUGGUUUUAAUUUGAAUAUGUUGCAUGAACUGCAAAAUAGUUAAGAGGCAAUGCAACUCUCCAAUUCAAUCAUCAUUUGUGAGUCUUUCUAACUGGGUUUUAUUUGUAUGUCCUUUUAAAAAGAGGGGAAAUCUUAACUGGUUCUGACUGGAUGUUGUGUUUUUAUCUGAAACUAAUAAAGCUUAUCUUUUUUU